CUGCGCUCCGCUCCGCCGCUCGGCUCGGCUCUUCCUCCCUUCUCUCCUCUCCUGCUCUCUUCUUCUCGGCUCUCCUCUUCCCUUCCUCUCCCCGUCGCUGCUCUCGUCUCCCCGCUCCCCUCCCGUCCCCUCCCCGCUCUCCCCUCUCCGGCUCCCACUCGCCGGCCGCUCGCUGGCGCACAGACUCACCGUCCCUUGGCCAAUUAUCAUAUUCAUCACCCGCAGACCGCACGGUGCGUGCGCGCGCGUUUCCCUCUCGCUGCCGGCGAAAGAGAGGCUCGGUCCCACUGCCCUCGGCGCCGCGUGAGUAUCCUCGCCCCCUGCGAGUCCCCUCCCCUUUUCCAGAAUCACUUGCUCCGGCUGCUUCUUGAAUGAGAAGAAAAGAAAACAGACUUCCAUUCCUCUUGCCCGUGUAAACAUUUCCCCCAGGAGAAAAACGGUGUGCUUUAAAUGAAUCAUAAUAAAAUAGCCUGUAAACAGUUUCUAAGCAGGAGCCUCGGUGGAACUCCGCGCUCCGCUCCUCCCAGUUCCUAAGAGUAAGUGACCCGCUUGGCUUUUCUUUCUUUCUCUUUCCUGCUGGUGGCUGGGGGUGGUGUUUGCGACUGGGGGAGGCUGAUGGUGCUGGACUUGCGGUGAUCUUGCCACCUUUUGUGUGCUGUUUCGGGGGCUGGAGGAGGCGUUUGCUGCCUUUCCUUCUUUCUCUUGCCCUCUCUUCUCACGGGAGGGGACCGCGAGGGGGACCGGGUCGCUUUUUGUUGUCUGGAUCCCCGCUUUUCGCCAGACCUCACCCUCCUCAUCUCCCGGGUUAAAACUCCUGGGCUGGUCCCCGGGUCCUUUCUUUGUCUUGUUUAUUAUAGCUGCCUUUCUUCCAGGCUCUUCCAAUUUGCUUGUCAUUUGCAUACCUUUCACUUCUCCUUUUUAACCCCAGCAGAGGGCCGGGGAGUGGGGAGGAGGGGAGACGAAGGAGGGGGGCGCUCCUUUACUUUCCUCUCCAAACGCUUGUGGAAGCCGAAAUGUUGAAAUCGGGGUUGCAGCCCUGGAGAGAGGGGUCCCGGGAAGCGAGCGCGGCGCACCUCUGUAUGAGCUGGAUGGAACCAGAGCUGGGUCAAGUUGAGUCGGGGUCCCGGGAUUCUUGAGCUGUGCCCAGCUGACGAGCUUUUGAAGAUGGCACAAUAACCGUCCAGUGAUGCCUGACCAUGACAGCACAGCCCUCUUAAGCCGGCAAACCAAGAGGAGAAGAGUUGACAUUGGAGUGAAAAGGACGGUAGGGACAGCAUCUGCAUUUUUCGCGAAGGCAAGAGCAACGUUUUUCAGUGCCAUGAAUCCCCAAGGUUCCGAGCAGGACGUGGAGUAUUCAGUGGUGCAGCACGCAGAUGGGGAGAAGUCAAAUGUACUCCGCAAGCUGCUGAAGAGGGCGAACUCGUACGAAGAUGCCAUGAUGUCUUUUCCAGGAGCAACCAUAAUUUCCCAGCUGUUGAAAAAUAACAUGAACAAAAAUGGUGGCACCGAGCCCAGUUUCCAAGCCAGCGGUCUCUCCAGUACAGGCUCCGAAGUACAUCAGGAGGAUAUAUGCAGCAACUCUUCGAGAGACAGCCCCCCAGAGUGUCUUUCCCCUUUUGGCAGGCCUACUAUGAGCCAGUUUGAUAUGGAUCGCUUAUGUGAUGAGCACCUGAGAGCAAAGCGCGCCCGGGUGGAGAAUAUAAUUCGGGGGAUGAGCCAUUCCCCUAGUGUGGCAUUACGGGGCAAUGAAAAUGAAAGAGAGAUGGCCCCGCAGUCUGUGAGUCCCCGGGAAAGUUACCGAGAGAACAAACGCAAGCAAAAGCUGCCCCAGCAGCAGCAGCAGAGUUUCCAGCAGCUGGUGUCGGCCCGAAAAGAACAGAAGCGAGAGGAGCGGCGGCAGCUGAAACAGCAGCUGGAAGACAUGCAGAAGCAGCUGCGCCAGCUGCAGGAGAAGUUCUACCAGAUCUACGACAGCACCGACUCUGAAAAUGACGAAGACGGCAACCUGUCCGAGGACAGCAUGCGCUCGGAGAUCCUGGAGGCCAGGGCCCAGGACUCUGUCGGGAGGUCAGAUAACGAGAUGUGUGAGCUGGACCCAGGGCAGUUCAUCGACCGGGCGCGAGCCCUGAUCAGAGAGCAGGAAAUGGCUGAGAACAAGCCGAAACGAGAAGGCAACAACAAAGAAAGAGACCACGGGCCAAACUCCUUACAACCAGAAGGCAAACAUUUGGCCGAGACCUUGAAGCAGGAGCUGAACAGCGCCAUGUCGCAAGUUGUGGACACUGUGGUCAAAGUCUUUUCGGCCAAGCCCUCCCGCCAGCUUCCUCAGGUCUUCCCCCCUCUCCAGAUUCCCCAGGCCAGGUUUGCAGUCAACGGGGAGAACCACAAUUUCCACACCGCCAACCAGCGCCUGCAGUGCUUUGGCGACGUCAUCAUUCCGAACCCCCUGGACACCUUCGGCAACGUGCAGAUGCCUAGCUCCACCGACCAGACGGAGGCGCUGCCCCUGGUUGUCCGCAAGAACUCCUCUGACCAGCCUGCCUCCGGGCCCCCCGCUGGCGGCCACCACCAGCCACUGCACCAGUCACCUCUCUCUGCCACUGCAGGCUUCACCACUUCCACCUUCCGCCACCCCUUCCCCCUUCCCCUGAUGGCCUACCCAUUUCAGAGUCCACUAGGUGCUCCCUCGGGCUCCUUCUCUGGAAAGGACAGAGCCUCUCCUGAAUCCUUAGACUUAACUAGGGAGACGACGAGCCUGAGGACCAAGAUGUCGUCCCACCACCUGAGCCACCAUCCCUGUUCACCAGCACACCCACCCAGCGCCGCCGAAGGGCUCUCCCUGUCGCUCAUAAAGUCCGAGUGUGGUGAUCUGCAGGACAUGUCCGAGAUCUCACCUUACUCGGGAAGUGCAAUGCAGGAAGGAUUGUCACCCAAUCACCUGAAAAAAGCAAAGCUCAUGUUCUUUUAUACCCGCUACCCCAGCUCCAAUAUGCUGAAGACCUACUUCGCCGACGUCAAGUUCAACAGAUGUAUUACCUCUCAGCUCAUCAAGUGGUUUAGCAAUUUCCGGGAGUUUUACUACAUUCAGAUGGAGAAGUACGCGCGUCAAGCCAUCAACGAUGGGGUCACCAGCACUGAGGAGCUGUCCAUAACCAGAGACUGUGAGCUGUACCGGGCUCUGAACAUGCACUACAACAAAGCAAACGACUUUGAGGUUCCAGAGAGAUUCCUGGAAGUUGCGCAGAUCACGUUACGGGAGUUUUUCAAUGCCAUUAUCGCAGGCAAAGAUGUUGAUCCUUCCUGGAAGAAGGCCAUAUACAAGGUCAUCUGCAAGCUGGAUAGUGAAGUCCCUGAGAUUUUCAAAUCCCCAAACUGCCUACAAGAGCUGCUUCAUGAGUAGAAAUUUCAACAACUCUUUUUGAAUGUAUGAAUAGUGGCGGUCCCAUUUGGAUGUCUAAGUUAUAUGUGUCUAAAUGUUGAUUUCAUAUAUAUGUGUACAGGAGGCACGGAUGUGUUAUGAAAUCAGCUGGUAAUUCCUCCUCUUCAUCUUUCUCUCAUUUUCUUUCGUUUUCCAUUGCAAGUGGAUGGUUAUUUUUUUUUUCCACCUUUAUUUUUGCCCAAGGCCCUUACCAUUUAGAGACUUAAAAUAGGGUUAAUUUUCAGGGAAAAGGAAUGUUGACGUGUAUAAAGUCUAUAUUAGCAAGGAUGGGCAUUUGUUAACCAUGCCUCCGUGUGUUUGAUGGCUUAUUGCAAAUGGCGGUUGGCCGAGGGAAGCCCCAUGACAGAGCACAGUUCUACCGUCGUGUGUCUCAUCAUCUUACUGCUAAGAAGGUCUGAAAAUUCAGUGAAACCACUUCAUAAACUUAAACACUUUGUUUGGUUUGAACUCAAUAAGUUGAUUUUUCUUACAUGUUUAAAAGUAACACCAAUGGCAGAUGAACAACUCGCUUUUUCCAAAAGUGCCCCAAAGGACCAAAUUAAAAAAGAAAAAUCAUCAUUAACUAUCAAGCCUUUCCUAGGAGAAAUGGCAGACACCUCAAACUAGUACCAGUUUCUUACGGAGGCAAAGCAGUUUUGCACAAAACUGACUCUUCCCAGCUGAGAGUGGAAAUUCCUACGUGAUCUUUUAGCCACCUCUCUAAAUCGUACAGUGUGUCCUUCUUCGUAAUCGGUGAGCAUACAUCAGUCUUCACGGAGAAAAACCCUAACCCGUUAUUUCUGUUUAUCUUCCUCUUGCUUCAGAUGUUAAAAGGCACAUAAGUUUUGUAUGCUUAAAAGGCUUAUUAUUUCUGUUUAAUAUUUAACAUUUUUCCCUAAAACACUAUUUUCUGAAUACUUUUCUACAAUAAGGAAUAAUGGAAAAUUCCAUUUUGACCACAGAACUCCUGACUACACUACAAGUUUGUUGAUAGCCGUUAGCUGACUUGAUCUUCACCUCCCAAGAGGAGCCCAUAAGAGAAUGACUUAUUUUCAUAAACAAUUCCACACCACUCUAACGGCUGUUCAAAGUGGUGACAGUCUAAUGAAGUGUUUCCUCGUUUUAGGUAUAGCGUUGUCAAGCAAUUGAUAAAUCUCUUCUAACUCAAAGCUACUAUUGACCAAAACGUAAGAAGAGUGUGUAGCAUGGGCAGGUUUGGGGUUAGCCCAAAAGACACAAUUUCAGCACAUGUAAGAAAGCUAGCUGCUAUUUUAUGCUUUCUUCAAUGGUUCUCCUCUGUUUUCUUUUCUUUUUUCUUUCUGUCCAGUUUGUAAACGAUGUGCAAUGCCCCAUGCUUGCUUUUUAAAACACGGCAUUCACACUUGUCAUUUUCCUAGAUGGGUUUUUGUGCACAGAUGCAGUAAGAAUUUAUUGUUCAUUCUAGUAGUGUUUUCCAGGCCCCUCCCCUCAGGUAUUUUGAUACCCACCUCCUAAAAUGACUGCAUAACAAGUCUGGUAUUUAGAUCAUACAGAACAUAAAUGCUAUUUUUUCUUUAAUUUUUUUUUUUUUUAAUUUCAUUUGACUUUGGAGAAUGCAAGUUGACCCAUGUGACAACUAGCUGACCUGCUUGCUGUAAUUUAACAUCAUUUACAAAUUCUGCUGAUGGACAAGAAUGUAUGAAUGCAAUUAUUGUCAGCACAAAGCCUUAAAACCUGCUGACUUUAAAUUAAACGGUGCAGUCCUGUGCUGCCCGGUCAUCAUUCAGGAACCGGCAGUCGUGCGCCAUGUGGACAGAGCGGGUGGCAGCGUGGGCUGGAGCAACAGCCCCUUCGCUCUCGACCAAAGCCAAGUAGAUCUCCCAGCUCAUACCCCCCUCCAUGAUGCACACAGACUUAUCAGACCCGAUGGUUCUUGUCGCUUAAAAAAAAAAAAAAUUAAGAUAAUUAGUACCUUGGAAUAAGAUGCUAAAAAACAAAACCCAAUCGCACAAAGUAGGGAAGCAGUCUCAGCUUGUGGUCACACUCUCUUGACUUCAGGUAAAGACAGUGACAUUCACUGUUCACGUCAGUGUGCACCUGGAUCUUCGAGGGUCCGCGUAAGUCAUAUCAACAUUGUGUGGCCAUCUGCAAGGUAAAAGGCAAAGCCCUCGUGUAUUCACCUGUGUAGACAGAUUCAUAGGUAUCUUUUUGAUCUGGGGCAAAUUCAGUAUUGAUUCAAGACUUCAUUUGGAUUCGGAGUAUUAUUUCCACCUGCCUUUCUAAUUUAAAUAGACAAAUUCAGCAAAAGUGUGUGUUCACAAUCCAGUGGUGAUAUGCUUUUCUACUGAUGCUAUCCUCAGUGUUCACUGAGGCAGAGAAAUGAUUUCAGAGUAGAAAUUGCACCAUGAGGACAAACUCACCUCUUUGUUCUGAAAAUAGAACUCGGUCACUUUGCUUUUAGGUGGUUUGUUCCCUUUUAAAAUAUGAAGCCUUGUGCCUCCCAGUGCAUGGAGAGAUGACAAAAGCCUAUCUCUCAAAACUCCUAUUUAAUUAACAGUUAGGAAACAAAUCGCCAUCUUUCAAGCGUCAGCUCAACUCUCUCCAAGGGAAAAUGGGCUACUUGGGAGAAAGUUAACUUUCUCUGAUGGGAGAGUGGAGGAUGAGGGACAGUUUACAUAGAGGAAAAAAAAAAAGACUUUAGACUUUUGAAAUAGCACAUUUUCGCUUCUUCUCUGCCAGCCUGAAGUUAUUUUUGCAUCUACACUUGAGGUUAUAGUCUGUGCCUAGAUCUAAAAUGCACCAGCGGGGGGGAUUUUUAAAAAUCCUUCAAAAUACCAGUUUUUUCCCACAAGUACAAUUGUUCUCGUGCCUUCUGUGGCUUUCGAUCUCAUCUUUUUUGACUUUAUUUCCAAUUACGACAGCUGCAAUAAACACUAGAUUUUUUUUUUUUUCUGGCUGUUUGACGUGACGUUGAUAGCUAUGCAUAUUUUGUGUCUUUUUAAAACAAAGCGGGAGAAUACGUUUUUGAAGAAGAGAAUUUUUAGAACAGUUUGAUACCGCAAAUUAUUUUUUCCUCAAUUGUUUGAGCAGCAUUCAAGUUUUGAAAAUUCUUGUAGAAGCCAAUUUUUUGUAACUGUGGUGCAAAUCUUGUGUUUUCUUAGCCUAAUAAAAAGUAGUAUAGAAGCAAUAUUUCAUACCAUGUGUUAUAUGUGUGUGUGCAGAUGUGUCAACAUAAGGACACACACAUAUACACACAUGUAAAAUAUACAUAUAUAUGCGUGUGAAGUGGAAAGCUUACCUUUUCCUAUCUAGAUUCAAGAACCUAUUUUAGACAUUUGUUAUGUUUUGUGAAAAGAAUGUUCUAUUUGCAACAACAAAACAUUUAAUUCUUACUGUAUCUCUGGCUGUUUAAUGAGGAUGUUUCACAUUAAAUGGUAAAACACGUGGAAGAUGUUAGAAUGUAGCCAUUAUAUAAGGAAAUGUUCACCCAUAUAUUCCUGAUGUUUGCUUUGUGCCUCUGAGUAUUAUUUAAUUAAAGUGUUUUAUGUUUGCAGAAUCUUUGUUACUGUACUAGGGAUGUGGGUGAAUAUCAUUUUUAAAAAUUAAAAAAAACACAGCAACAACACUAAACAAGAGGGGAACUUUUAUAAAGCAAUGUAAAUAUUUAAGCUCAUGGCUGUUAGGUAAGACGUGAGAUCUGAAUAAAUAACGACAUUCUCACAACAUCUGUUGAAGUCAUUAGGGACACUACGGUGGCUGUAUAGACAGGCGAAAGCAUUCUUGAAAAUCCUGCUCUUUACUUUUAAAUGAUAACAGUCUCUUUCAUCAGAUGUCUAGGGCAAGGGCAAUGAGUUUCUGUAAUUUAUGAAAUUUCUUUUCUGUGUACAUGAAGACAUUUAAUAAGUAACUCCCCCCCAUCUACCAUCCACCACCUCCCCCCCCCCCACACAGGUUAAUACUAAGUCAUAAAGCUAAAGAUCUGGGGGCUUUAAAAAUAGAGUGUCCCCCAAAAGCAAUCAUAAAUUCAUCAGAGAAAAAGUGGUUUACAGUCUCUCCUGAAAGAGGCACUGUACAUUCAAGGACAGAGCAAAAUCUCUUGGCCGAGUAUAUCACGGAGUAGUCAUUGGUGUGGAUAGUAUACAUGUUUCCUUCUGGUACAAACUCUGUGUUUGCAAAUUACAAGCAGCAUUGUUUUCAAAAAAGCUCCCCUUUAAAAAAAAAAAAGUAACUGGUUUAUAUGCAUAAGCAGUUACUGUAUUGCACUUAAAUGUUA
This is a messenger RNA of Loxodonta africana (African savanna elephant), 7670 nucleotides long. It is a transcript of the gene PROX1, whose product is annotated as prospero homeobox 1. The transcript is spliced from 5 exons. Gene Ontology annotation, cellular component: nucleus. Gene Ontology annotation, molecular function: DNA-binding transcription factor activity, RNA polymerase II-specific; RNA polymerase II cis-regulatory region sequence-specific DNA binding. The coding region runs from base 1187 to 3400 and encodes 737 amino acids. The record is from RefSeq and is a predicted model, not a curated record. NCBI's taxonomy places the organism in Eukaryota, Metazoa, Chordata, Mammalia, Proboscidea, Elephantidae. Gene Ontology annotation, biological process: regulation of transcription by RNA polymerase II.